Magnolia sinica is the source of this 516-nucleotide messenger RNA. RefSeq lists its product as uncharacterized. The record is from RefSeq and is a predicted model, not a curated record. Lineage: Eukaryota; Viridiplantae; Streptophyta; Magnoliopsida; Magnoliales; Magnoliaceae. The transcript is spliced from 2 exons. The coding region runs from base 1 to 516 and encodes 171 amino acids.
AUGGAAGAAGCCGAAGCAUUGAGCAUCAACAAGGACUUUGUCAAUGUCAUCGUCAGCAAUUUCAAUGCGUCAUCCAAGGGUUUCUUCAAAUCUGGUGGGGGCUUAACGCAAGGGGAUCCCCCUUUCGCCUUUCUUGUUUGUUGUUGUAGCAGAAGCAUUGGUAGAAUGCUUUCAAGAGGCAUCAAUGUAGGUCACUCUAAUGUCCGCAAGGUGGAUAAGGGAGAUUUUCAAGUGAUAUGUCUUCAAUUUGCAGACGACACUCUUUUUCUAUGUGACCCUCAUCCUUCUCAAGCUGAGAACCUUCUUAUAGCUGUCGCGUGGUUCGACGUAGUUUCGAGACUAUCAGUCGAUCUUCACAAGUCAGAGGUAUUGGAUAUAGGCUUAGACUUUAAGGAGUUGGGUCUUCUAGCGUUGACAUAUGGGUGCAGGGAGGGUUCAUUCCCCACUACAUGCUUGGGCCUCCCUCUUUGCAUAGGGAAGGUUAAAAGGCAGCUUUGGGAGCCAGUUACUGAUUGA